Messenger RNA from Racocetra persica, 144 nucleotides. The record is from the annotation of a GenBank genome assembly. NCBI's taxonomy places the organism in Eukaryota, Fungi, Glomeromycota, Glomeromycetes, Diversisporales, Gigasporaceae.
GUCUCAUGCUAUGCCGCUGCAGGAUUAGUAGCAGGAACUGCAACAGGUGGACUCGGUGCUCCAGCAGCAGCACUUCUAUGCAAUGUUGCACAAGAAACGUGUAUGGCAGCUUGCGCUGCGUCAUUCCUAACUCCAAUUCCUUAG